Messenger RNA from Zea mays, 550 nucleotides. RefSeq lists its product as uncharacterized. Lineage: Eukaryota; Viridiplantae; Streptophyta; Magnoliopsida; Poales; Poaceae. The record is from RefSeq and is marked predicted. Bases 100 to 420 code for a protein of 106 amino acids. The transcript is spliced from 2 exons.
CUCGUCCUCUCCGGCAUUCGAGGAUAGUUUUUCGCCGGGGGCGGCCUAGAAAUCAGCCGUCAGGUGAACCGGGAGGGGUGGUUGCCUGAGGAGGAAGAGAUGAUCACGCGAGCGAAGCUGGUGGAGCAGCUGCGGGAGCACCAGAUCCGGUCGGCCCAGUCCUACUCCGCCGCGCUCGCCGUCUUCUCGCCCAACCCCCACAUCGCCUCCAGGAGAGAUCUCAAGGUUGCUGUCAUCUAUGCGGUCCUGUUUUGUUUUCUCAUGGUGUCCUGCUAUGCCGCCCUUUACUUGAAAUGGUUCAGACUUUCAGCCAUGUUUGUAACCUUCGGGAUCCUCCUUCCAGUGAGUCUCAAAAUCUCUAGGCAUAGAAGGCUGAAGAGGAAAAGAGAAAGGAGACUGUUGUUGCCACUGUCCAUGUGAAUACAUUUUUUUUGAUACACCCUGUAACAUUCUAGUGGAGUUGGCCAGCUACAGAAGAUAGGGAAAUCCUCGGCAGACGAACUCAACUUUACGGCCCCAGCCUACGCUUUGGAAAAUGUUGUAUGCAUCA